Messenger RNA from Eimeria necatrix, 1569 nucleotides. RefSeq names its product peptide chain release factor 1, putative. The record is from RefSeq and is a predicted model, not a curated record. The coding region runs from base 1 to 1569 and encodes 522 amino acids. Gene Ontology annotation, biological process: translational termination. The transcript has 6 exons. Gene Ontology annotation, molecular function: translation release factor activity. NCBI's taxonomy places the organism in Eukaryota, Apicomplexa, Conoidasida, Eucoccidiorida, Eimeriidae.
AUGAAAGGCUGCUCAGAAAAAUUCUGGGGAAGACUGCUGCGCUACAGGCAACCCACCGGCGGUCGUUGUCAACAAACGGUGGGAGCUACAGCAGUUGCAGAUCACAGCUGCAGCAACAACCACAGCAACUUAACAAGCGCCCGCAAGCACUUGUAUCUGCGCUCCGGGAGCACUAACAGCUACUGUAGCUGGGCUUCUUCAAAGAGUUUUUCUUGGCGUUCGCUGCCACAGAAGUUAACUGCGUUGCGCAGUCCUGCAAGCCGCUGGUGGGACGUUGCAGCAGCAACACCUACUGCAUCAGCAAACCUUAAUUGUUUUUUUUGCACUAGAGCAACAGCUUUUGAAGAAGAAUGCUACGACUUGACUCUGGAGGAGCCGCAGAGGCUCGUUAUGGAACGCGUUGCCCUGCUUCUGCAGCGGCAGCAGCAGGAGCAGAUUGGGCAACAGCAGCAGCAACAACAGAAACAGUCAUCUGGGCUUGAAGCUCUGCUUCCCCUAUCCAUGCCUCCCCUGCUUUUUCGUUUUCUCUCUACAAGGGAUGACAUCAAGACACUUCGCUCAUUGCUUAUCGAACAGCAGCAAGGACACAGCAGCAACAGUGCGACCAACUUUGAGGAGUCUACAGAUACUGACUUGGUGGAGCUGCAGCACGAAGAAGAUGUGCUUGCUGCAGACUUGGCUCAGCUGCUGCUGCAGCACGCAGACAGUAUUGCCGCCGCAGCAAAGAAUGAGCAGCAGCCAGCCAAGAAAAGACCUGGGGGGCAGGCAGAUGAGGAGGAAGUUGUGCUUGAGGUGUUGGCGGGAGUGGGGGGCGAAGAGGCGGCACAGUUUGCUGGAGAAUUGUUCGGGAUGUACGAGGCGCUAGCUGCAGCAAAAGGAUGGUCUUUCGAGUCCCUCGAGAAGCACAAAAGUGCUGAAGGAGGAGGGCUGAGAAGAGCACGAGCAGUGGUAACAGGUUGUGGGGUUUCAGAGUUGCUCCCCCUAGAGGCGGGGGUGCACCGAGUACAGCGGGUGCCGUCAACUGAUGCCAAGAAGCGGCUGCAGACUUCCACUGCUGCUGUAACAGUGCUGCCCUGCGUCUCUGAGGCGGAAGUGGACAUGAGUUCUUGCAACAUUCGCAUUGAAAACAUGAGAGCCAGCGGGCCUGGGGGCCAGAGCGUUAACAAGAGCGAAACGGCAGUCCGGGCCACACACAUACCAACGGGCCUUUCUGUUUGCAUGCAGGAAACUUCCAGCCAAGCAGACAACCGCAAGAGGGCUCUGUUGCUGCUACGACACAUGCUGCAGCAACGCAUGCAACAGCAGCAGCAACAGGAGCUGCACGCUGCCGCUGGGGCGCAGAUGGGUAGCAAAGACCGCAGCGAGAAAAUAAGAACAUACAACUUUCCUUCCGACUGUGUACGGGACCACAGGUGCAGCGAAGCUAUUCCCGGCGUCCGACACUUCCUCGAAACUGCCGAGGGUCUGCCGCUGCUGCUCCGCCAACUUCACACCAAGAGGCAGCAACACCUGUUGACGCAAGCGGUAGAGGCAAUGCAGCAUUUGCUCCAGCAGCACCACGUCCCAUAA